AUGCUAGAAUCGCCCGACUCUCCAGUGGUCGUCUGGUCGCGUCCCCCGUCCCUUCGGUCCCUUCGAACUGGAAAACGAGUAGUACCCGGACAGUACGUGUUGGAUGAACCGGAUACUCUGUGUGUCCUUCCUUCCUCAAUGAGACUAGUCUGCUGUCUGCUCACUCUCCUUCUCAUAUGCUCUCUCAUCGCGGCGAUUUUGAAUUCCCUUCAAGGAAGUUCCAAUGGAUCCGUCAGUUACUGUAAACGACCGGACGAACCGUUUCACCCGAGUGUACUAUGUCCCCGUGAAUCCAUGUUCUUCUUCUAUAAAUGUUGUCCAUCGAGUGCGGAUCCGGAGAAGAGUGAAUGUUGUGCAAAGAUUAGGAUUUGGUUACUACUGGCUAUUGUAUGCGUCGUGUUAUCGUGCCUCGUUGGCAUCUGCUACUCAAUUUUCCGCUAUUUUUGUCGACACUGUCGACUAUCCGCCUGGAAACCGACUCGUCUGCGGUCACAUGUCUAA
This is a messenger RNA of Caenorhabditis remanei, 501 nucleotides long. RefSeq lists its product as uncharacterized. Lineage: Eukaryota; Metazoa; Nematoda; Chromadorea; Rhabditida; Rhabditidae. The coding region runs from base 1 to 501 and encodes 166 amino acids. The record is from RefSeq and is a predicted model, not a curated record. The transcript has 3 exons.